Molecule: messenger RNA, 860 nt
Organism: Durusdinium trenchii
Lineage: Eukaryota; Dinophyceae; Suessiales; Symbiodiniaceae
Source: the annotation of a GenBank genome assembly
GAAGAACUACUCCUCAGCCGCCAUUCAACCAUCAUGACAUGCUGAUCUCAGCGUCGGCCCGCAAUGGGGACCGAUAUUGGCGCGAACAGAGGACAGCAACCAGUUCCGUGGUUUGGCCCGUUGGAUGGCCCGGUCGGCCGUGUCUCCGAGUCCGAGCGCCUGCGGCGGCGCCUGGAGCACACACGCCGUGAGAUUGCCCAACGGGACCGGCAGCUGGCCUUGCUACCGGAUCGCCGCUCGCAGGACGGCUUCGUCCGUUGCGUGGGCCAGACGUGCUUCCCGGGCGAAGACGCGGAAGGCAUGAAGGCUGACCUGGCGGAGUGCAAGAAACACUGCCAGGACCAAGCCUAUGGAGCCUUCGUGGUGCAGGGAGACGGACGCGCCUAUUUCAAGCGUCAGAAGGUGGGAGAUUGCCGGCGGAAUCUGGAACCGGAAGCAUUCUCCACGACCUAUCUACACUACUCCGUCGAAGUGGCCAAGCUUUGCCCGAGACUGAGGGCUUUCUUUUUGCACUUCACGGAAAGCAAAAGACGACGACCGGUUCCGAUCUUCAACACGCCGCCGCCGCCCAACAGCGCUGGAGCCGCCCCACGGCCGGUCCCAGUGCCUUUGCCGCGUCCGCGGCGGAGGCGCGGCUGCGGCGGACGGCACAGCAGUGCAUGGAGCUCACACGCAACGUCCAGGCGCUGGAGGAGGCAUUGCAACAUCAACUGGAGGCCACCGACGAACGUGUGGAUCAAAUCUUGACGGCUCUGCGCGCGGCGGUCUCACAGUUCAAGUCUAGGUCAUCCUCGGCGGGUUGAUUUGCUUCAUCAUGCAAGGGAAGAGCUUGCGGCGUGUAGACACACCACUAAAUAUAG